AAAGGUUGGUUGUAAGGUGAUAUUUCCUGGAAGAUUAUUCAGUUCUGUUGAAGGCAAGUGCAAUAUGAUUACAAAGCUCGUAACUGUAAUUAUUAACUUUGGAGGCCUUUUCAUUUCAAGAUUUUCUUUACAUACACAAACAUUUUUAAUUACUACAGAGACGAUUUUUAGAGAAUCUGAAGUCUAAGGUGUAAGUUAGCAACAUUCAUUUAUGUAGUUUAAAUGUGUGCCAAUAGUUGAUGUAUACACAACCACUACAACCAAUAGCAUGAAGCCCACAUGAGUGAGAAAUAGAAAUCAGCUUUGUUAGGGUUUUGAUUAGGAUCACACUUGAAGAAGUUUGAGAUAAUUCUUAAUAGCAGCUUUCAUGGCAUAUAACAAAACAAACUGUAUGUCAUAUAGUUGUCUCAUUUCCUCCAGACAGAAACAGAAAUGACAUGAGGACUUUUAUUGAAGAUACUAUUGGUUGGUUGGUCAGCAAUCUAUUACAACUGCCUACAGUUUGAAUGAGUGAAACGCCACGCCGAAGUGAUAUAGACCUGCUGAAAAUUCACAUUCAAAACUUGCAGGAACUUUUCGCAGGGUGUUAUGACAACUUGAAAAAAAAGCAGAGUGGCUAAGGACUUCCUCAAAAGUUUCACAAGAUAGAGAUGAAAGAUAAAUGGCACAGCACGUUCAGACUCACAUUCAGACACGCCACACCAGUAACCAUCAAACAUCAGCCAGGUUGGAAGCACAAUGACUGUGAGUGAAGUGAUCUACACCUUUUUGGAGGUGCUCAUUGCUGUCAGCUGCUGUUUGGGUAACAUGUUGGUUAUUUUUGCUCUGUGGACCAGUAAGAGCAUCCAGCUGCCCACCUUCUGCCUUAUUGUCUCUCUGGCUGUUGCUGAUUUUUUGGUGGGCUGCGUGGCCAUACCUCUGGCUGUGGUGGUGGACGGACGAGUGGAGACUUCAUUUUACGGCUGCCUCUUCAUCAGCUGCGUGGUCAUCCUGUUGACUUUAGUCUCAGUUUUAUGUCUUGCGGCUAUUGCAGUGGACCGUUACCUCCGGGUAUACAUCCCUCUCAGGUACAAACGGACUGUAACACGGAAACAUUCAUGGCGUGCGGUAGCAGCAUGUUGGCUUGUUGCAAUACCACUAAGCUUUGCUCCCAUGUUCGGAUGGUACAACCGUGAAACCUUGUCUAAGUCAGGCAACUCUACCUUUGUCUGCAAAUUUAUAGAGGUGAUCCCCACAUCAUAUCUGGUUUACUUCAACUUUUUCCUCUGCACUUUGACACCUUUGUUGAUUAUGACUGUAUUGUACGGAUUUGUAUUCUGUACCAUUCGAGGAAACCUCAGAGAGAAACCAGGCAACAGUGCCCAGAAACAAUCUCAGAACUACCUCAGGAAAGAGAAACAGCUGGCAGGAUCUCUGGCCCUGGUACUGGUCCUGUUUGCCCUGUCCUGGCUCCCUCUCCACAUAAUGAACUGCAUUGCUUACUUUGGUGGGCUGAAUGUUGUACCAGAGAUAGCUUUCCAUGUAGGCAUCCUUCUUUCUCAUGCUAACUCAGCUGUAAACCCAGUUGUGUAUGCGUUCAAAAUACAAAAGAUCAGGACUGCAUACCUGAAGAUAUGGAGAAAGUAUAUUGCAUGUGGAGAAGAAAAUCAAGGAUCUCAGUCAAGCCAGACGAUGGACAACAAUCUCAGCAGUAACAUUAACAGUGUGGUCAAUGAUGAGUGAGGGCAGAUUUUCCUGUUUGUGUGUUUGUAUGUUCUGAGGGACUAAGUUUCGAUUUACUACUAUGCAUAAACACACAAACAUGUAAAACAUGAUGACGUUGUGUGAAAGGUAAAGAAAGUCAGUGAGGGUAUUUGAAAUGUAUUGAAAUCACAUAGCCACGCUUUAAUUGAUGAAGAUGAUAGUAGUGUUUACUGAAAUGGUAAAAAAAAAAAUCCUGACAUCCACUGAAAGCUCUAUUAUCUGUUAUGUUCAGGAAUCUGCAUGUGUUUGUGUCCUGUAUAUGUGGGUGAGUAUACAUGUCUGUCUGUAUUGCGAAAACUGUCUUGCAGAGGAAAAGGUUGACUUCCACUUGUUUUAAAAGCUCUAGUUUUUACACCAAGUUUCAUAUCACUGUUGUUUUUCUGUUUCUGUUCAAGUUCCAGUUCUUCAAGAAAAGAAGAGCUUUUACAUCAAAUGUGUUUAAACCAGUCAGUCCACAUAAACUAGAAACCAAAUAACCAAGGGAAAGAAACCUAAACACAGUGUAAUGCUGUCCAUUAUGCCUGCAGUAAAUCCUUCCUUUUUAACAUUGUAAAUGUUUUUUGAGGUUGAAUCAGACAAUUUAAGUUAGCUGCAUGUUAAGUUUUUAUUUGUGUUAUUUUCUUAUGGAGUACAGUAUCAUAACAAGGCAGUGCAGUGAGUUUCAUGAAAAAGGCAAAUUCUUCAGUAAACAUUUUGCACCAACUUUUAACAAACAUUUGUUGGCAUGACAGCACAGCUACUGACCUAUAUAUUUAUUUUUAUCUCAAAAAUUCAGCUGAAGCUCCCCCUUGAUUUAGUACGUAUUGUAUGUUCAUUAGAUUUACUAACAGACGUAUGCAUGUUUGUGGUUGGUUAGUUUCAUUUCCUGACUUCUGUGUACAGCUCAACUUUCCACUGCACACACAGUGUGUAAUGACACUGAAGCUGAAUUAAAUAUAUUUAAUGUUUAUGAAUACAGUUUUUUAGCAUUACUUUCUGCCUGAUGUAAACAGCUUAUGCAGAUAAACAAAUUUCUUUCACCAACACUAGUACAGUAGUGAAUUUCCAAGCUGUUCGUGCAACAUAGUGAUAUGACUCAGUUUUAACUGCAAAAGCUUAAACAUGUCUCAUUUCCUGCUUUGACUGACUGGGGCACUUAUGGUGGAACUAUCCAUUAGAAAUUAAACUACUAUCAAUGCUGUAAUCUUUAUGUGGUUAUAAAAUGCUCCAUGGUCCACCAUGAACUUGCUUGCAAGUGCACCAUGAAGUCUAUAAGCUGCUCACUUUAAAAGACCAUACUGCUUAAAGAGCACUUCACAAACUGGAUUUACAGUGAUACAUUUUGCAA
Lates calcarifer (barramundi perch) is the source of this 3070-nucleotide messenger RNA. Its product is annotated as adenosine receptor A1. The record is from RefSeq and is a predicted model, not a curated record. The coding region runs from base 739 to 1722 and encodes 327 amino acids. NCBI's taxonomy places the organism in Eukaryota, Metazoa, Chordata, Actinopteri, Centropomidae. Gene Ontology annotation, molecular function: G protein-coupled adenosine receptor activity. The transcript is spliced from 2 exons. Gene Ontology annotation, cellular component: membrane; dendrite; synapse. Gene Ontology annotation, biological process: G protein-coupled adenosine receptor signaling pathway.